Messenger RNA from Vitrella brassicaformis, 344 nucleotides. Lineage: Eukaryota; Vitrellaceae. The record is from the annotation of a GenBank genome assembly.
GCAGACAGUAGCUAGUCGCACGCGCGAGGGCGAUACACAGACGCGAUUAAAUUUCCGACCCUUCCACCCUCCUUCUCCCACAGCGCAUGGGCCAUGUGGGCGAUGAGAUGAACACGUUGGCAUCCAUCGUGUCCCCACACACCGUCGCACGUCACCACCAGAGGGCAGAAGGUCAUGCGGGAGUCGCAGAUGGCCGAGCGGUACUUCUUCAUCUUCUUGGUGGUCACGUGCUGCUUCAGCAUGGCCUUGGUCGAUCUUGGAAGCACAAGACGGUGCGUCAGCAUCAGUGAUGCAGAUGUCAAACGACGCAGCCGCCUGCCGCUCCCACACGCCGCGAGCGACGG